GUGAAGAUGGCUUAUUCCUGUUAGAAGCUGGAAAACAUGAAUUCCCAUUCAGCUUUCAACUUCCACAGGAACCUUUGGUGACCUCUUUUAGUGGAAAGUAUGGCAGUAUUCAGUACUGCGUGAAAGCAAUUCUGGAAAGGCCUGUAGUACCUGAUCAAAGUGUAAAGAGAGAACUUCAGGUUAUCAGCCAUGUUGAUGUCAACUCGCCAGCUUUCUUGAUGCCUGUUUUGAGAAGCCAGGAGAAGAUAGUUGGCUGUUGGUUUUUCACCUCUGGUCCAGUCUCUCUGAGUGCCAAAAUUGAGAGGAAGGGAUAUUGUAAUG
Messenger RNA from Terrapene triunguis (Three-toed box turtle), 321 nucleotides. RefSeq names its product arrestin domain-containing protein 4-like. Gene Ontology annotation, molecular function: ubiquitin-like ligase-substrate adaptor activity. The annotation marks the transcript as partial. Gene Ontology annotation, cellular component: plasma membrane; cytoplasm. NCBI's taxonomy places the organism in Eukaryota, Metazoa, Chordata, Testudines, Emydidae. The transcript has 3 exons. The record is from RefSeq and is a predicted model, not a curated record. Gene Ontology annotation, biological process: protein transport.